AUGCCUGAAUACGUUUAUGCCCUCCAUGACUUCCAGCCAGAGCACGAGGAUGAGGUCUCCUUCCGCGCCGGCGAGCGCAUCGAGGUCGUUGAGAAGGAUGACCUCUACGGAGACGGGUGGUGGCAGGGCCGAAACCUGCUAGGAAAAGUCGGCCUGUUUCCCGUGAGCUAUACCGCUUCCGUCCCCCCCGCCUCUGCCGCCUCCACCCUUCCCGCCUCUGAAGACACUACCGGCGGAACUCCCAGCAAGACAGUCCUGCAGCCCCUGCACGAAGAAUCCGAGUCCGAGUCACCCCCUGCCCCCGACAUCCUAUCCCCUGUGCCCAAACAGCCCCUCACAUCCUUCCUCUCCACAUCCACCUCCUCCAUCACCAACACCAACACCACAAAUACAAAUACAAAUGCAACGAGUACUACCGACACCACGGCCAAUACCGGCAACGGGUACGACUCCGAGUCGGACGCCUCGCUCCACCUCUCACGCAUGCCCGACGGCGAGGUCAUGAAAGCGACCAUGACGGACGUCCAAAAAGCCAUCGAGCAGCUCGGCCGUCGUGGUCGCGGCGCGCGCGAUGGUGAGGGAGGAGAGGGCGAUGACGCGGAUGGUGGGCGCAGCUUCAGCUUUGCGAGCACGCGCGACGGCAUCGACACCGAGACGGACGAGACGGACUUUGAUCUGAGCGAUGUAGACGGCGGCGGUGCGCUGGCGGGGGGUAGUGGGAACGGAACGGGAGGCGGGGAGGACUGGCAUAAGAACGCGAGGACCAAGUUGGCCGCGAAAGCGCGCCGCGCGAUCCAGGAGGCGGAGAAGCUCGAGGCGAUGCUGGCGUCUGGAGACCCGUCUGGCUCGGGGGUUGCCAGACGCGGUGUCAUCGCCCCGCCGAUUGAGGUCGAGCUGAGCGAUGAGAGCGAUGGCGAAGAGGACGCAGACGGCGGCGGGGAGUAUACCCGCGGCAGCCGCUUCCAUCGCAGGGACUACAUAUUGGAGGAGGAUGAAGGCGAAGAGGAGGACGGAGUGUUGCAUCAGAAGGAGCUCUCGUCCACGGCGACGGCGACGGCUACGCAGCGCUCGUCGACGAUUGCGGAUGCGGAUAUUAAUCAUGUUGUUGCUCCGCCGAGAGACGAGACGGAUGUGCCGACUGCGACAGCCGCGCAGCUUUCGUUCCCUGUGUUCUCCCCUCCACCGCCUGCUGCUCCUGCUGCUGAAUCCUCAGCCUCAGCCCCCGCACCUGCACCUGCCCCUGCAGCUGCAGUGAUCGACACUACCACUGUGGAUGAAGUGAAAGCACCUUCGAUGCCUGUGCCAAUGCCCGCACCAGCACCCCUCGUCCCAGCCUCAUCCCAAGAAACACACAAACGGAACAGCAGCACCGGGAUCAUUCCCCCUUCACACGACGCAGCGCCUGCCGACACUGCGGUGGUGGACACGAAGCACAUGAGCAUCGUCUCGUCGGCGUCGGCGCCGCAGAUGCAAAUGCCUGCCGCGUCGGUGUUUAGUCCGCCUGUGUCCCAGGCUGAGUCUCAGCAGUUGAGAGAGGAAGAGUCGGAUUUGAAAAAGGUGCAUCCGACGGAAUGGAGUGUUGAGCAGGUUGUGGAGUGGUUGAAGAGUAAAGGGUUUGCGGAUGUGUGUGAUAAGUUUAUUGAACAAGAAAUAACAGGCGACGUCCUCCUCGAACUCACACCCGACGUGCUCAAAACCGAAAUCGGGAUCAUGGCCUUUGGCAAACGCGUGCGGAUCGCAAACGCAAUCAGCGAGCUGCGCCGCCCGCCGUCGGUUGAGUACCCUGCGCCUGAUAUGCCGGUGCCUGUGCAUGCUCAGAAUCAUUCUGAGCAGGCGUCGCCGAUGCAGUUUCACCAUCAGUUUAUGCAGGGACAAGGGCAGGGGAUGGUGUCGCAGCCGCAUUCGAGGACGCAGAGCCAGAGUCAUAGUCAUAGGUCUUUCCCUGGGACUGCGACGGGUGCGGGUGCGGGUGGGCUAGCGCCGAUCAAUGCGCAGAGCUAUGCGUAUGCGUACGCGGCUAGUCAGCAGAGCUCACUUGGAAGUCCGAUGGCACCACAGUUCCCUGUUGCUGCUGGAACUUCGUCGUCGUUUGUCGGUGGUGGGAGCGGGUCGUCGCCUAGUGCGAAUGGAAAUGGGAAUGGGAAUGGAAAUGGGAGUGGGAGUGGGUAUUCGUAUGUUAAUGGAUAUGCGAAUGGGAAUGGGAAUGGAUAUGCGGGUGCGGGACAGUUUGAUGUUGUGCCGGAGGGACAGAGUUAUACUGCCGUGGGUGGUGGGAGUGGGAAUGGUGUGCUGGGUGCCGCCGCGGUUGGUGCUGCUGGUGUUGGCCUAGGUAUUGGGCUCGGUGCUGGUGCGGGUGGUGUAAGUCCCAAUACGUCUCCUAAACGUCCGUUGAUGCUGGGCCCUUCGCCGAGCGAUAGCGCGUUGAAGGAGUCAGCUGCGAAAGCUGGUGCUGCGUCGUCGUUGAUCGUGCCCAAGGACGAGGACGAUCGUGGGCAUAUGAGCGAUGGCGAGAUCCCAGCGACGAGCCAGAAGAUGCGGCGGAGGCUGUUUGGGAGGUCGCAGGACUCGACGCCGUCUGCGAGGCUUGGGUCGCCGUUACCGUCGCCUAGCCUGCGCGAGACGCAUGAUCGUGAUAAAGACAGUCUGCGGAGUACGAAGGACGGGCAUAAGGAGGGCAAGGACAGGGAUAGUAAGGAUAGUAAAGACAGAGAGAGCAAGGAUAGGGAUAGUAAGGACAGCAAGGAUAAGGAGAAGGAGAAGGACUCGGCGAGUGUUGGGAGUCAUACGAGGCAUGCGCGUGCGAAGAAGAGUGUGGAUGGAGCGGUUAAGCAUGAUAGGCUUAGUAUCUUUGGGGGCACGUUCGCCGGUACGCUGGGCAAGAGCCGUAAGCCGCCACCGAGUGCGACGGACGAGCCGGCGGAGCGGACGAGCAAGUUUAUGCUGCCUAGGCUGCACGGGCCGAGUCUGCGCAAGGCGUCGUCGACGUCUCAGCGGCCGUCGACGCCUAGCCAGUCGUCCUCGCCGAAAGACGUCUUUGCGCAUGAUGAUAAAGACACGCUCGCGUCGUCGUCGACGCAGAGUCAGACGGUGAAAGGGAGCAGCGCGGCGAAUACGCUGAGGAAGCGCACGACGUCGACGCAGUCGCAUAGUCCUGUUGUUGGGUCGUAUGCGGCGUCGUCGACGGUUGCUGGGUGGAAGGAUGAGAAGGAGAGGGAGGGGGGCAAGGAGAAGGAGAAGGGGGGCAAGGAGAAGGAGAAGGAGGAGGAGACGGUGGGCACGAUUAAGCAGGGGCAGAGUAUACUUGAUCAGAUUGGCGAGCCGGACCAUGUGGGGUGGAUGAGGAAGAAGGGGGAUAGGUAUAAUUCGUGGAAGUUGAGGUAUUUCGUGUUGAAGGGCCCGCAUUUGUAUUGGAUGAGGAGUAAUAGCAAGACGGAAACGAGGAUCAAGGGAUACAUUCACAUUGUUGGGUAUAAAGUUACUGUGGAUGAGAAUGUUGAUCCUGGACGAUAUGGGUUCCGGAUUGAUCAUGAUCAUGACAAGACGCAUUACUUCAGUUCAGAGGAGAAGACGGUUGUGAGGGAUUGGAUGAAGGCUAUCAUGAAGGCCACCAUUGGACGGGAUUAUACCAAACCUGUUGUAUCGUCAUGCAACAUCCCAACCAUACCGCUGGUUGUAGCGCAAGCCAUGAACCCCGCACCCCGCCCGCCCUCGCCCACCGCGCGUGAUGCGACGCAGAAAGCGCUUCGUCGGGAGUAUCCUGAUCAGCUGUCCAGUCGCGAUGCCCGGGUCCUCAUGGGUCUGCCGGGCAGUGACGGCAAGGAUGAGCGCCAGAAGUUGGAUUCGUUCUUCAGCGACGACGCGUCGACUACGAAUGGGGGUGCUUUGAAUGAUGUGCCGGCUACGCCUACCAGACGGACGGCGGCUCCUCCACGGCCUUCGAGAGAGAUGAGACGGUCGGCUUCCGUGCGAACAGCGACUACUGCUGCUGAAGACACCUUGAUUGAAUGGGCCAACACGCAUCUGCCAGAGAACCUUCAAAUUACGGAUCCCACAGGCCCAUUGUGCGGCGGGCUCGCACUGCUCCGUCUAGCCGAAUCGAUCAAAGGCCGACCAUCGUCGCCUCCCGUACCAGACUCUGCGUUCCCCACGGACCCGAACGAUGAUAAGCUCGAUGGGCUGUUCAGGCUUUUCGACUUUUUGCUGGACAAUGAUGUGAAGAUGGGUAGUGUGAGCAUUAAUGAUGUGAGGCAGGGCAAGAGGGAUAAGAUUGUGCAGCUUUUGAGGGCGCUCAAGGCGUGGGAGGAUAAGAGGAGGGUGUUGGCGAAUACGAUUGCGAAGGGGUCGAUGCAGGCUGGUGCUGGGUUUAUGGUGCCUGUUCUGUCGUAG
Molecule: messenger RNA, 4386 nt
Organism: Psilocybe cubensis
Lineage: Eukaryota; Fungi; Basidiomycota; Agaricomycetes; Agaricales; Agrocybaceae
Exons: 9
Coding region: 1-4386 (1461 amino acids)
Molecular function (GO): protein binding
Source: RefSeq, a predicted model, not a curated record